GAACAUAACGCUAAGUUGGUAGUGUGUAUAUAUAUAUUUUUGCACUCAUGUCGUGAAGAUGUCUGAAGAAGCGCUGGAUGAAAUGUCAGCUCUGUCUGCAAUUUUCUGUGAAAAAGACGAAUUUCAGUUGAUUGAGGAAUCAGCUCAGACAGGACUCGUGUACUGCAUCUCCACUGCGAUCGACACAGACAGCGGGAAAAAAACCCUGAACCUCACUUUCCAUCUCCCUCCCCAGUACCCUCAAUCCCCUCCUGAUAUCAGCGUCACUUCCGGCGAUUUCUCGAGGGACCUCUGCCAGGAGCUAAAGAGAGCGAUGCUUAGGAAAGCUCACACUCUUCCACCUGAGCCCAUGGUCCACCAGCUAGUGAUGUGGCUUCAGCACAAUUUCACCGACCUGAUUACAAUCCCAAACAGCCCAGGAGAAUCAAACACAGCUAGCGAGGACAGUAAAGCACAGGACAUGUGGACAGCGUUGUUUCAUCUAGAUCAUAUGCGCGCUAAAGCUAAAUAUAUCAAACUGAUUGAAAAGUGGACCUCAGAGCUGGGUUUGACGGGGAGACUGUUUGUGGGAAGGCCGAUUUUGAUUUUACUGCAAGGAACGAAGGAAAGCAUUAAGGAAUAUAUCCACCUCCAGAGGACGGUGAAAGUCGAUGUGGACUCGUCAGGCAAGCGGUGCAAAGAGAAGAUGAUGAGGGUUUUAUGUGAAGUGCCCCUUACUGAGGAUUUUAAAAGAAUCGUAACGUUUGAGGUUAAAGAAGACUUGUCUUCAGAGGACCUGAGAAGGGAGUUUGAUUCGGUCGGAUCGAUGAAGCUUUACCAAGAAUUUGUUCCCUCUUUACAAUAAAUGACUGAUAAAUUAU
Molecule: messenger RNA, 860 nt
Organism: Hemibagrus wyckioides
Lineage: Eukaryota; Metazoa; Chordata; Actinopteri; Siluriformes; Bagridae
Gene: rwdd3
Product: RWD domain containing 3
Exons: 4
Coding region: 59-844 (261 amino acids)
Biological process (GO): positive regulation of hypoxia-inducible factor-1alpha signaling pathway; positive regulation of protein sumoylation
Molecular function (GO): protein binding
Source: RefSeq, a predicted model, not a curated record